Messenger RNA from Saccoglossus kowalevskii, 1001 nucleotides. RefSeq names its product BMP-binding endothelial regulator protein-like. The record is from RefSeq and is a predicted model, not a curated record. NCBI's taxonomy places the organism in Eukaryota, Metazoa, Hemichordata, Enteropneusta, Harrimaniidae. Gene Ontology annotation, cellular component: extracellular matrix.
GACACAUCGAAUUACAUCAUCUCUGUACAAGUCAUUGAAUUGCGCAGUUGCUUAAGAAUGAACAGAUACUUACUUUGUUACAUGCUUGUUGCAGCAACUACAAGAGCUGCUAUAUCAAUGAAGCUCGGUCAACAGGAGUUUCAUGACGUUGGUGUGCGAAAAAGCGGAACGGGUUCGGGAGACCCUCAGUUUCACACCGUUGAUGGUAAGCAGUACUCGUUUGACGGUAAUUGCUCGUACGUGUUGCUGAGAGAGUGUCAGGACCCAUUGGAACAACCUCGUUUCUCCGUGAAUAUUGUGAACUCCAGAACAUUGAAGACCCCGUACAAAUAUGUCGUCUACAUUGACAGCGUCUACGUGAUAAUAAAUUUAGAAGGAGGAGGUGUCUUCAGAGUUGACCUACUACAAAACAAAUACUUGUCAAUCAACAACAAUACAUCCAUCCACAUUGUCGAUAUCGUAGAUAAAUGGGAAGAUAAAACAAAUGGCAUUAGCAUAAAAGAAAAGGACAAUAAAAUUGUUGUAACAAAAAAGAACGAAUUCUGCGUGUGCUGGGAUGGAAUUGGACGUGUCGAUGUAAAGGUAGACGACAGUUUCCAUGGCAAAGUAUGCGGUCUCAUGGGAACUGCCAACAAUGAUCCGGAUGAUGAUUUCAAGAUGCUCACAACAGAAGGUUUAAAAUUAGUAGAGGAUGUGAAAGAGUUUGCAAAUAGCUGGCAAAUCAAAGAUAGUUGCAAGAUCAAAUAAUAUGGUUAUUUACAUUGCAUCCACGGUGUAAUGCUCCAAUGUGAACAGUUAACAACACUGGCGAUUAAUUUACUUUACGUAAUCAAUUUUUUCUCGGGUUCAUAAGUGGAAAUAAAUUUAACUUUGCUUGCUCGUUCUUGUCUUAGCAGAUGUGAUGCUGGGAAUAUAGAAAGUAAAUGUAUAACCAACGUAUUUGGAUGUGACAUUCAAAUGUAGUUAAUACAAUAGUGAAUAAAAUAUGUGUUAAUCUAUCA